This is a messenger RNA of Pistacia vera, 1836 nucleotides long. RefSeq lists its product as uncharacterized. The record is from RefSeq and is a predicted model, not a curated record. The transcript has a single exon. NCBI's taxonomy places the organism in Eukaryota, Viridiplantae, Streptophyta, Magnoliopsida, Sapindales, Anacardiaceae.
CUUCUGAAUUCUGAUAGAUAAUUCAUCAACAAACAGUUUCCUCUCAAAAUCUUAAUUUGUCACAAUUUCGUUGGCCCAAAAUCUUAACCCAUCACCCCAUCCAUUCACAGACUCUACAGCCAUGGAAGCUACUGCCACUACUGGGAUGCCAAUCGUUAACUUCCUUGCAACAUCCCCACCCCUAACAAUAACUGUCCUAACAACCUUAUCACCACCAUGGCUUUCAAAAAAACUAAAUAUGCUCGCUCUUUAUGCUCUUAAUCCCAUCUCAAGAGAAAAUGUCCUUUCUUUCCUCUCUCGUUGCUCCACCAAACCAGACACCAACACAAACAAUGAGACAUACCAAAAUCAAAACUUUCAACAUAACUCAUACUCAUAUACCAACAAUAACAUGUCACCUCCCAUUUCAAAUGAAACACAAAUACUUCCCUCUUCUUUAUCAUCAUCGGUACCCCCUUCUUCUAGAGGAUUAGUGCUCAAUCUGGGUCCAAAAAAUUCAUGGGACAGUGCAGAAAUUGGUUCACCAGUGGUUAAAAGGUUUCUCAGUGAUGAGGAGGAGAGAUGGUUCAUGUGGUACCAUGGGAAUUCUUGUGAAACCCCAGAUUCUGAUUUUAUUGGUUUAGCAAUUUCAAGCAAUGGAAUUCACUGGUAGAGAGGUAAAGGUCUGGUGAAAUCAAGUGAUGAGGUGGGUUUGGUUAUGAAUUGUAGUAAAGAUUGGUGGGCUUUUGAUACUUUAAGCAUUAGGCCUAGUGAGGUGGUGAUCAUGUCCAGUAAUAAAGUGAGAGCCUCGAGUGCUGUGUACUGGCUUUAUUACACCGGUUUUAGUUCUAAGAAAGUGAAAUUCUUAGAUGAUGAUUCUUUGGAUUUGAAUUUAGAAAAUCCAGAAAGGUUUCACAUUCGCAAUUUGAGUGGUGAAAAUGGUAAGAUUUUCAAGUCCUUGCCAGGUUUGGCAAUAAGCCAGGAUGGGAGGCAUUGGGCAAGAAUUGAAGGGGAGCAUCAUAGUGGAGCAUUGUUUGAUGUGGGGUCUAAAAAAGAUUGGGAUUCACUAUUCAUUGCUUCACCACAAGUUUUUUUUCAUGGAAAUGGUGAUCUAAGAAUGUACUACCAUUCAUUUGAUAUGGAAAAUGGUGAGUUUGGUAUUGGCAUUGCAAGGUCUAGAGAUGGAAUGAAAUGGGUGAAGUUGGGGAAGGUAAUGGGAAGAGGAAAAAGAGGUGGGUUUUAUGAAUUUGGGGUAAAAAAUGCGUGUGUUGUGAGGAACAAGAAAGAUGGGAAGUAUGUGAUGGCAUAUGAAGGUGUUGCUGCUGACAGGAUAGGGAGUAUUGGAUUGGCAGUGUCAACGGAUGGAUUGAAGGGUUGGAGGAGGCUUAAAGAUGAGGCAGUUCUUAAGGUUGAAGCUGAAGAUGGAUGGGAUAAUGAACGUGUCGGGUCACCUUGUUUAGUGCAAAUGGAUGGAGAUAGUGAUGAAUGGAGAUUGUAUUACAGAGGUCAUGGAAACGGAGGGAGGACUGGGAUUCGUUUGGCAAUCUCUGAAGGAAGUGAUAUUGGAAGGUUUAGAAGAUGGAAAGGAUUUCGUUUAUAGGUAAAUGUGUUAGGCUAUCUCAUUUUCUUUUCCUGUUAUAAGUCUAAUUUAAAUAUUGUUUUCAAGUUGGUUGAACAUUGUAUGCAUACUAUCUAAUGAAAACAUUGACAACAUCAUUGCUGAAUGUUCUUGGCUUAAAGAACAUCAAAAAAUUUCUGAAUCAGUUUGUUCUUGGAUUUGUGGAUACUGGCUUGUAAAUUCUCCAAGGAGUAAACUGCUGUAGUUUUGAGUUGCGAUUUCGGAAUAUGCAAAUAUUA